This is a messenger RNA of Galendromus occidentalis (western predatory mite), 1665 nucleotides long. Its product is annotated as BTB/POZ domain-containing protein 9-like. The record is from RefSeq and is a predicted model, not a curated record. Gene Ontology annotation, cellular component: cytoplasm. The transcript is spliced from 3 exons. Gene Ontology annotation, biological process: modulation of chemical synaptic transmission; adult locomotory behavior; circadian behavior. Gene Ontology annotation, molecular function: protein binding. The coding region runs from base 1 to 1665 and encodes 554 amino acids. Lineage: Eukaryota; Metazoa; Arthropoda; Arachnida; Mesostigmata; Phytoseiidae.
AUGGAAUAUGUCAAGGACCUCGCCGCUCGGUUCGGCAGCCUCCUCUUCGAUUCGGCUUCCUCAGACCUCACGCUGAUCGUCGAAGGCGAAGCUCUACCAGUCCACAGGAUCAUAUUGGCUACUUCGUGCGAUUAUUUUUGGGCCCUCUUCUGUGGGCGUAUGAUGGAGUCAAGGCAAUCACGGAUCAUCCUGCAGGACAUCUCCUUACGCGGCUUCAAACACCUGAUGCGAUACGUCUACACCGGGGAUCUCGAUUUGGAAAACCUGGAAUCAGGCAUUAUCCUCGAAGUUCUUGGGCUCGCGAACCUCUACGGAUUCAAUGUCUUACACGAUGUUCUCGUCGAGCACAUCCGAAAGAAUUUGUCACUCGCCAAUAUCGUUAUCAUGAGCAACGAGGCCAACUGUCUACAACACGACCAGCUGAUCGAUAUUUGUAAUCAGUUCAUGGACGAAAAUCCAGAUGAGAUUCUCAAACGCGAAAUUUUCAACCUGCUCUCGAUCGAAACGUUGUACGGACUGCUAUCAAGGAGUUCCUUUUACGCUGAAGAAAUCGAAAUUUUCGAAGCUCUCAGAGAGUGGUGCUCCAGGGAACCUCAACUGCAGGGACCACAUGUUGGGAUAAUGGAAACACUCCGACUCGAACUCAUAGAGACCGAAGAUCUCGUGAACAUCGUCGGAGAAUCAGGUCUGGUCUCGAAGGAAAGUAUUUCCGAGGCAAUUCAAAUGAAGAGGAGCGGUGCCGCGGAGCUCCGCCAUAGGGGAAUUCUGAAGUCCGGCGAGAACUUCGCGACCGACGAGAACGGCGCCUCUAGGCUGAGAGAGAUUCCUUCCGAAUGCAUCGUCACACCCAGAGCUUGCACGGCCUACGACCGCGAUUCGAUGCCGCCGCUCAAUACCGACUUGAUGGUCCGCUUCGAGGAAGGCUUGGUAGUCGCGCUGCGGAAGCCGUUCUUCAUCAACAAGAUUUCAUUCAAGUUGAGAGACGACGGUCUGAAUCUCUACUCCUAUUACGUGGAAGUUUCGGUCAAUCUCGUCGACUGGGUCCGGAUAGUCGACCAUUCCAAGUAUCUCUGUCGGUCAUAUCAGAAGCUAUUCUUUGAGCCUCGCGUAGUCCGCUAUAUCCGAGUCAUCUUCACGAAGUGUUUCGACAAUAAGAUUGCUCACCUGAGGAGAUUCAAGGCCUCCCGGAGCAAAAAGGAGAUCACGCUCAGCCAUGGAUUCCACGCACCCGAGAAGGAUGUCGCUUCCAGGGGCUCAGUCAUAGCGUGUGACGCCGGAGACGACGCCAUGAUCAGGGAUCCGCCGGGAUGGACCUGGCAUAUAAUCGGCAGAAACUCAACGACGAUUCGCUUGUCCCAACCAUUCGCAUUGAAUCGCAUCGAGAUGCUGUUAGCCGGUGGAGACGCGCGGCAAUAUUCCUACUAUGUCGAAACGUCCCUGGACAAGGAACAUUGGACCCGGGUGGUGGACCGCACCGCUGAAGAUUGUCGCGGCUGGCAAACUCUGAGCUUUGAAAUGCUCCCGAUGAUCUACAUCAGGAUCGUCGGCACUGCAUCGACUUGCGGCCGGUUCUUCAGCUGUACCAGAUUUUCGUGCUAUGCAGAGCUCAACCCAACUACUGCCCACGAAAAUCAGGAGAGAUCCGGAGCUGUUUCCGCAUUUUGA